Molecule: messenger RNA, 1768 nt
Organism: Chara braunii
Lineage: Eukaryota; Viridiplantae; Streptophyta; Charophyceae; Charales; Characeae
Source: the annotation of a GenBank genome assembly
UGUGAGUGCAUCCUGUGUUCUUCCGCAGUGGUCGACGAACCUGCGAUUCGUGCGGAGUAGGCAGCCAUGGCUGGUGCUGGGAGUGACUGGGACGACUCGACGUUCCUGCUUGUUUUCAUCCUGCUGCAGUGGAUGAACUGGAGGAACGUCGCCGCCAUGGCCGUGCUGCAGGCAGCCGCUGCAUUGCCGGGAGAUGUGCCUGGCGUGUGUUCCGCCCUCUUCCUUCUCACAGGCGCGGUGUUGCACAGCAUGUCGUUGACAUGUUUGGCGGCCUCUGCAUUCGAGAGACAGAUGGACAGCCGCCGGCGGAUCUGGGUGUUGGCAUGCAGUGCAGGAGUGUGGCACGACCUGCAGAAGGUGGGAGGCAGGCACGAGAAAGUUUUUCAGCGCUUUUGCAGACUGCCUAGGCCUUUGUUCAACGAUAUCCUCUGUCGCAUCGGCCCACAUAUCCAGCGGCAAGCAACGAAUCGGCGACAAUCGGUGCCUGCAGGGCAGAAGUUCGCAUGCGCACUCAUCAGGUGGGCGACUGGCGGUUUCUACAGACAGACAGCGCAUGGUUUGGGGAUGGGUUUGGCGAGUGCCCUCAGGAGCAAUGAGGAUGUAGCGGAUGCGCUCAUCACCGAGUAUGGGCAUUUGAUGCAAUUUCCCACAGGCGACAAGCUGCAAGAGUGUUUGGACGCGUUCGAGAGGAAGGGUUUCACAGGGUGUGUAGGAGCAAUCGGCUGCACACACGUGUCCAUCGAGAAACCGAGGAACGAACGUGGAGAGUGCUACUACGACAGGAAUGGUCAAUUCUCCAUAGUCGCGCAGGUCGUGUGCGACCACGAGUGUCCAAUCGUCAGUGCGUAUGUUGGUUGCCCGGGGUCCGUCCACGAUAGGCGUGUGCUCCCUUCGUCUCCUUUGUAUCGUGCGACGCAACAGCAAAGCGGGGUGUUUGGGAUGGGUGGGGAGGUGCUGCGUGAUGGUCGUGCGAUCGGCAGGUAUCUGCUGGCGGAUGCAGGGUACCCGAACUUGCCAUGGCUGAUGACUCCCGUUGGUGGGACAGGGCGGACACCUGCGGAGCAGGUUUACGAUGAUUGUCACACGUCGGCAAGAUUCUGCAUCGAGCGAACUUUCGGUCGAUUGAAGGCCGUCUGGCGGCACUUCAUCAUGAGGCAGAUUUGCAACUUGCGAACGCUCCGCAAAGAGUUUUUCGCCAUCUGCAUCCUGCACAACAUCAUGGUGAAUUCGAGGGUCGAGGUCGACCCCGAUCUCCUAUCUGAUGAGAGUGACACAGAGAGUCCAAGCUUGUUCUGUCGUCGUCGUCGGCGACCUGUGAGGCGCGCAAGACCCGCACGACAUCCUCCUCCUCCAAAGGAGGAUGCCGCGUCUGCUUUAGAGCUUGGCAAGGAGUUGAGGGAAAGCCUCAUCGGACACGUGUGGCAUCACAGUCAUGUGCACGGCGCUCCUAGGCCGAAACCCUGGGGGAUGUGACAUUUUUGUAAUUCGUAGUGUUUUUCAUGUUAAGUGUUUUUUUAUGUUAUAAGUUUCUGGAAUUUGCCGGCCUUUUUCCGUGCUGUCCGAGUUCGAUUUCGCCAUUUACAUGCCUACUCCAAUCGCCGUCGCCGGUUGGUGGACGUGUAGUUUUGGGCAUGUACUUGCCUCUCUCUCUCUCUCUCUCUCUCUCUCUCUCUCUCUCUCUCUCUCUCUCUCUCUCUCAUUCUCUCUCGUUUAUCCAUAUGCAUAUACUGAUGUGUGAUUGAAUGUGAAAUGAAAGAGCACAAUAGAU